Messenger RNA from Camellia sinensis, 3320 nucleotides. Its product is annotated as leucine-rich repeat receptor-like tyrosine-protein kinase PXC3. Gene Ontology annotation, biological process: protein phosphorylation. Lineage: Eukaryota; Viridiplantae; Streptophyta; Magnoliopsida; Ericales; Theaceae. Gene Ontology annotation, molecular function: ATP binding; protein kinase activity; protein binding. The record is from RefSeq and is a predicted model, not a curated record.
CAUCUUUAAAAAGUGAUUUUUUUUUUUUUUUUUUUUUUUGAGUUUUGAAGCUCAGGUCUUUUUUGUGUGAGCUCUCGAUUGUGUUUUUACCAAAAUCUCUGAAUAUUGAUUAAGUAAUCUUUGGAGAGGCAAGUGGGUUUUUGAAAUCAGAAGCUGUUUGUUUUCGAGGAAAUGCCUAAGAGAAACUGAUGUUCCAUUUUCUGGGUUUGUUGUGUUCUUGAUCUCUGUUUGGGGGGGUUUUUACAUCCUUAUAAUGGAAUUUCUAUGCUUGUUUUCUAUCUUGCUAUUUGGGUUUCUAUCAAGGUCUCAACUUGUCGAUGCUCAGCUCCACCAUGACCAAACCACAUUGCAAACAAUAGCCAAAGAGCUUGGACUAACUUAUUGGGGUCUAAACAACUCAGACUACUGUUCUUGGUCUGGCAUUGGAUGCAACUCCAGCAAUUCCAUGGUCGAAAAGCUCGAUCUUUCACGCCGAGGGCUAGAAGGUAAUGUCACUAUCAUUUCUGAGCUCAAAGCAUUGAAAUGGCUUGACCUUUCAUAUAAUAACUUCCAUGGAUCAAUCCCACCUGCUUUGGGGAAUUUGUCUGAGCUUGAGUUUCUUGAUUUGUCUUCAAAUAAGUUUGGAAAUUCAAUUCCUGUUGAGUUGGGUAGGCUCAGAAAUCUUAGAUCAUUGAACCUAUCCAAUAACUUGCUCAUUGGACAAGUACCUGAUGAGCUUGAAGGCCUAGAAAAGUUGAGAGACUUUCAAAUCUUUACCAAUAGAUUGAAUGGUUGUAUCCCAUUUUGGGUUGGGAAUUUGACAAAUCUGAGAGUGUUUACAGCCUAUGAGAAUGAAUUAGUUGGUACAAUCCCUGGUAAUUUAGGAUUGAAUUCAGAACUCCAGUUGUUGAAUCUUCAUUCGAAUCAGCUCGAAGGGACAAUACCCGAUAGCAUUUUCGCUUUGGGAAAGCUAGAAGUUUUGGUUCUGACUCAGAACAAAUUGACUGGCAAUAUAACCGAGGCGAUUGGGAACUGUAAGGGCCUUUCGAGUAUUAGAAUUGGAAACAACAAAAUCAUAGGAAGUAUUCCAAGGACGAUUGGAAAUGUUAGCAGCCUUACGUACUUUGAAGCAGACAACAACAAUCUUUCUGGAGAGAUUGUCGCAGAGUUUUCUCAAUGCUCUAAUCUCAGCCUAUUAAAUUUGGCCUCAAAUGGUUUUACUGGAACAAUUCCUCCGGAGAUUGGACAGCUUGGUAAUCUGCAAGAAUUGAUUGUUUCCAGUAACAGUCUGUUUGGCAAAGUUCUAACAUCGAUUCUUAGCUGCAAGAAUCUUAACAAGCUUGAUUUGAGCAAUAACAGAUUCAAUGGCACCAUUCCAGUAGAUAUAUGCAACACAACGAGGUUGCAAUACCUGCUACUGAGUCAGAAUUCAUUUAGUGGUGAAAUACCUCAUGAGAUUGGGAACUGUGUGAAAUUGCUCGAAUUGCAAAUGGGUAGUAAUUAUCUUACCGGCACUAUCCCUCCUGAGAUUGGUCACAUCAAGAAUUUGCAGAUAGCGUUGAAUCUGAGCUUCAAUCAUCUCCAUGGACCAUUGCCUAUUGAUUUAGGUAGGCUCGACAAGUUGGUUUCUUUGGAUGUGUCAAAUAAUCAACUCUUUGGCAACAUCCCAACUGCGCUUAAGGGCAUGUUGAGUUUGAUAGAGGUUAAUUUCUCAAAUAAUCUGUUCAACGGCCCUAUACCCACCUUCGGGCCAUUCCAAAAGAGCCCGAGUUCAAGCUUUUUGGGGAAUAAAGGGCUCUGUGGAGAGCCAUUGAGUUCAUGUGGAAAUUUUAAUGGUUCGGACCAUGAGAGCUACCAUCACAAGGUCUCUUACAAGAUCAUAUUAGCGGUUAUUGGUUCUGGGUUGGCGGUUUUUGUAUCGGUGACAAUUGUUGUUCUGCUCUUUAUGAUGAGGGAGAGACAAGAAAAUGCUACCAAAGCUGCAGGAAUCGCUGAUGAGGGAAGCAAUAACCGACCGUCAAUAAUAGCAGGAAAUGUAUUUGUUGAGAAUCUCAGACAAGCAAUAGAUUUCGAUGCUGUUGUCAAAGCAACAAUGAAGGAAUCGAAUAAGCUGAGCAAUGGAACUUUCAGCUCUGUGUACAAAGCAGUUAUGCCUUCUGGUAUGGUUUUAUCAGUGAAGAGACUGAAAUCUAUGGACAGAACAGUGAUUGAUCACCAGAGUAAGAUGAUUAGAGAGGUGGAAAGGCUGAGUAAACUCCAUCAUGAUAAUCUAGUGAGACCGAUUGGAUACGUAAUCUACGAAGACGUUGCACUUUUGUUACAUCACUACUUUCCCAAUGGAACAUUGGCUCAGUUGAUUCAUGAUUCUACUAAGCUCCCGGAUUACAAGCCUGACUGGCCAACAAGACUCGCCAUCGCCAUUGGAGUAGCAGAAGGGUUGGCUUUCCUUCAUCAUGUGGCCAUUAUACACCUUGAUAUCUCCUCUUUUAAUGUUCUUUUAGAUGCUGAUUUCAAAGCUUUGGUUGGGGAAGUUGAGAUAUCGAAGCUCUUGGACCCGUCCAGAGGCACUGCAAGCAUCAGCGCAGUCGCUGGCUCAUUUGGUUAUAUUCCCCCAGAGUAUGCAUAUACAAUGCAAGUUACAGCACCGGGAAAUGUCUACAGCUAUGGUGUUGUUUUGCUUGAGAUUCUCACAACCCGACUACCAGUUGAUGAGGCCUUUGGUGAAGGGAUAGAUUUGGUGAAGUGGGUUCACAAUGCACCAGCAAGAGGGGAAACUCCAGAGCAGAUACUCGACGCGAAGCUCAGCACCGUCUCCUUCACCUGGAGAAAAGAAAUGCUUGCAGCGCUAAAGGUUGCACUGCUCUGCACCGACAACACACCAGCCAAGCGGCCCAAAAUGAAAAAAGUGGUGGAAAUGCUUCAAGAAAUCACACAAAACUAGAACAAAUUCAAUUGGGUUUUCCUUAUUCUUGAUCUCUGUGAUCAAAAAUCCAAUGGCCAGGAUAUGAAGAACAUAUUAUGCAGAGUAUACUGCCGGUUCUGUAUUGGAGUUGAUGGGCAAAAUAUUUUUCAGAAGUGGAAGAAGAAGAAAUUGGUGGAGGGUUCAUUCAAGAAGUGUCCUCCAAUGAGGGAUUAAUCUGUGGUGGUGUUGAUAUUAGGGUUUAAAUUUUACAAUUGAGUUCUUGGUUUCUAGAUGUGUUUGGGAAUAUAUGCACUCUGUGAUGAUGAGUAACUAUGAAUCUCCCAAAUGUUUGAUGUUCCCAUGGAAAUAACAAUUGUACCCAGUUGCCAGUUCAAUAUAUACCUCUACUAGUUUUAGUUAUAUGAACUUCAUUUUGCCA